AUGGCGACAACGACGCCGUACGUGAGCCUCGAGCAGACCCGGCAUCCCGUCGAAACGGCCGGGGUGGCUUCCAUGGCUACAAUGGCCUGGCUCGACCCGCUCAUCCGCCGAGGCGCGCGGACGCCGCUCAACGAGGCCGACGUCUGGCCGCUCUGCCAACGAGACACGGCCGCCGCUGUCCAUGACCGCUUCCAACGGUACUGGCAGCAGGAGCGCCAAGCGACCGCGCCUGCUUUGCACAAGGCUAUUUGGCGAACGUUUCGGUGCGAGAUCCUUGCAACAAUUGGCUUGUAUCUUGUCUCGGCCGGCCUCACGUUGCUCCAGCCGUGGGUCAUCAAGGCGAUCCUCGAGUACCUUCAGGCGCCAUCCGGCCACGUAAGCACAAGCUUGGGCAUCUCGUCGGGCUACGGCCUCGCCGGUCUUCUCGCGGGCUCAUCGAUCGUGUCGAUUGCGUGCGCGGACUAUGCGCAGUACGUUGCGGCACACAUUGGCUGCAACGUCAAGACGAUCUUUGUGGACAGCGUCUAUCUCCAAACGCUCGCGCUCUCGAGCAUCUCCAAGCAGCACGUCUCGUCCGGCGACGUGGUCGCCAUGGCCACGAUUGACGCAGAGAAGAUGCUCCAGGGCUUCUGGCUCGGCAUUUGGUCGCUCGUCGCACCCGCGAUGCUGCUUGUCAUUAUGAUCCUCAUCGGCGUCGAGCUCGGGAUGGUGACGGGUCUCAUUGGUGGCGCGUUCAUGCUGCUCUUCAUGGUUGCUGGAUACGUCUCGGGCACGCGCGUUGGCGCUGUGAAGCGACGCCUUCUUGCCGUCCAAGCGGAGCGCGUCAAGCUCAUGAACGAAGUGCUCCAAGGUAUCCGCGUCGUCAAGCUCUACGCGUGGGAGAAGGACAUGGAAGCGCACAUUUCGGCGGUCCGCGCCCGCGAGUUCGAACUCAUCAAGACCUUCCAAGCACUCCGGGUACUCAACACCGUGACGCUCUUUGCCGCGCCCUUGGUGACGAUGGCGGUCGUCUGGGUCUGCUACAUCGGUCUCGGCCACGACAUGGACGCUACCAAAGCGUUUACAGUCAUGGCGCUCCUCAACGCCGCGCUGCUUCCGUGCACCAUCUUUUCCAACGCCGUCAUGUACGCCUCGGAAGCCUACGCGUCCUCGCAGCGCGUCAACAAGUUCUUGCUGCUCGAGACGAUGCCGCCGGCGCCGCCAACUCCGGCGCCACGCGCUGCGUGCGUCUCGCUGCGUGACGCGGCCUUUGCGUGGGAAGACACGUCGCUAGUGCUCCAUGAUCUGCAGCUCGAGCUGCGUGGACCGUCUCUGACGGUGCUCGUCGGGCCCGUUGGCAGCGGCAAGUCGAGCCUCGUGCAGGCCAUCUUGGGCGAGAUGCACCAGCUCCUCGGCGUCCGCGACAUUGCCGGCAGCGUCGCGUACGCCAGCCAAGAGCCCUGGAUCCAGCACGACACGCUGCGCAACAACAUCCUCUUUGCCGACGCCUUUGACGACGCCAAGUACAAUGCGGUUCUCGACGCGUGUCAGCUCCGCGCCGACCUUGCGAUGCUGCCGGAUGGCGACGCGACCGAGAUUGGCGAGCGCGGCAUCAACUUGAGCGGCGGCCAAAAGGCGCGCGUCGCACUGGCGCGGGCCUUGUACAAGACGGACGCCGACCUCGUGCUGCUCGAUGAUCCGCUGAGCGCCCUCGACGUCCACGUCGCCAGCGCGGUCUUUACCGACGGUCUUCAGCGCCUCCUUCAACACAAGACGACGCUCCUCGUGCUCAACAGCCACUACCAUCUCCUCGCCCACGCUGACCGCGUCCUUGUGCUGGACCACGGACGCAUCGUCGCCGACGGCGCAUACACUGACGUCAUGACGGCGUGCCCGCACUUGGUGACCAGUGCCAGGGCGAUGACGACGUCCUCCCCCGAGGCAACAACGAGCGAGGCGCCAGACGUCGCGAAGAAACAGAAGACGCCAUGUGGUCUCGUGGCCCAAGAGGAGCGUGCGGUCGGCGCCGUCUCCGUCACCACAUACGUCAAGUACUUUGGCGCGAGCGGCUGGAACGGACGCUAUGUCGGUGCGUCCGUGCUACUGAGCUACCUCGUGUGCCAAGGCGUCGUCGUCAGUGGGGAUUUGUACCUCUCGCAUUGGUCCAACGCGUCCGUAUUGCGGGCGUCGAGCGUCGCGUCCAGCUGGUCCUACGCUAGCAUCAUCGUCGCGGCCGUCCUGCUCGUGUGGGGUCGCAGCAUGUUCGCUCUCUUCGUCGCCCAGCGCUGCUCGCAGUCGCUGCACACGCAUCUCCUUCGAAAGGUGCUCUCGCUCGCGGUGCCGACGUUCUUUGAUGUGACGCCGAUCGGCCGGAUUCUGAACCGGUUCUCGACAGACCUCGACCUCCUCGACGCGCAAGUCCCGUUCUACGGCUUCAUGCUGCUCCAGUUUCUCUUCCAGAUCCUCGCCGUGCUUCUCGUCUGCGGCGCGUCGACGCCAUACGUCAUCCUCGUGUACCCGUGCAUGCUCUUUUCGUUCUACGAGGUCCAGCAAUGCUUCAACCCCACCGCGAGUGCGCUCAAGCGACUCGAGAGCGUCACGCGGUCACCGCUCAUCACGAGCGUCUCGGAGACGCUGCACGGUCUCUCGACGAUCCGCGCGUUUGGCAUGGCGCCGGCGUUUCUCCAGAAGCACCGGCGCCAGCUCGACCACCACAUGCAGUUCUUCUCGACCUUUUACAUGGCCCGUGCGUGGUUCCAAAUGCGCCUCGAUUGGCUCUCGGCGGCCAUCGUCGUCGUCGUCGCAUUCCUCGUCAUUGGUCUUCGGACGUCGCUGGGCGUUGUCGCCGCCGGCCUCUCGCUCACGUACGCCGCGCAGCUCUCGGCGUUCCUCUCCAAAUGCGCCAUGUUUUACAACACCGUCGACACGAUGAUGACGUCGGUCGAGCGGCUCGCGCACUACGAGAGCCUCGAGAGCGAAGACGACGCUGCGACGAUGGGGCCAGCGCCGGACGCGUGGCCUAAGCACCCGACGAUUGCCUUUGAGCACGUCGCGAUGCGGUACCGGUCGCACCUUCCGCGUGUGCUGCAGGAUGUGCAUGUGCACGUGGCUGCGAAGGACAAGAUCGGGAUCUGCGGUCGGACCGGGUCGGGCAAAAGCUCGCUCAUCAGCGCGCUCUUCCGCAUCGUGCCGAUUGACGCGGGCGCCAUUCGCAUCGACGGCGUUAAUAUCGCGAAUCUGCCCGUCCAGCAACUGCGGUCCACGCUCACGAUCAUCCCGCAGGACCCGGUGCUCUUCUCGGGCUCGCUGCGCUUCAACUUGGAUCCGUCGGGUCUGGCGUCCGAUGCCGAUCUCUACAGCGCGCUCACGCGCGUGCACUUGGCCUCGUACGUGGCAACCCGGGGCGGCUUGGAGCUGCAAGUGAAGGAGAAAGGUGGCAAUCUCUCGGUGGGCCAGCGCCAGCUGCUCUGCAUUGCGCGCGCCCUCUUGCGCGACACGAAGAUCGUCGUGCUGGACGAAGCGACAGCCAACGUCGACGCCGCGUCGGACCGCCGCAUCCAAGACGCGGUGCGGUCGUGCUUUGCUGACGUGACGCUGCUUGUGAUCGCGCAUCGCCUCGAGACCAUCUUGCACUGCGACAAGAUCCUUGUGCUUCACCAAGGCCGCGUGGUAGAGUACGACACGCCGACCACCCUUCUCGCAAAAGACGGCGGCGCCUUCCAAGGCCUCAUGCAGCAAGCCGGCCUAGACUAGCACUU
Messenger RNA from Saprolegnia parasitica CBS 223.65, 3737 nucleotides. RefSeq lists its product as hypothetical. Gene Ontology annotation, molecular function: ABC-type transporter activity; ATP binding; ATP hydrolysis activity. Gene Ontology annotation, cellular component: membrane. The transcript has a single exon. The record is from RefSeq and is a predicted model, not a curated record. Gene Ontology annotation, biological process: transmembrane transport. The coding region runs from base 1 to 3732 and encodes 1243 amino acids. Lineage: Eukaryota; Oomycota; Saprolegniomycetes; Saprolegniales; Saprolegniaceae.